This is a messenger RNA of Pistacia vera, 874 nucleotides long. RefSeq names its product homeobox-leucine zipper protein HOX3. The transcript is spliced from 4 exons. Gene Ontology annotation, biological process: regulation of DNA-templated transcription. The coding region runs from base 87 to 761 and encodes 224 amino acids. Gene Ontology annotation, molecular function: DNA-binding transcription factor activity, RNA polymerase II-specific; sequence-specific DNA binding. Lineage: Eukaryota; Viridiplantae; Streptophyta; Magnoliopsida; Sapindales; Anacardiaceae. The record is from RefSeq and is a predicted model, not a curated record.
UUUACCCUUUUACAUCCAUCUCUCUAUCUCUUCUUCUUCUUCUUCUUCUUCUUCAUCAUCUUCUUCCCUUUCUGCUUUUUACUUUCAUGGCGGUUUUACCCAGAAGCUCUUCUAGCUUGGAGUUGACGAUCGGCUUCUCUUCUUCUCCUUCUUUUCCUAACUCCUCCGGUGAUCAAGGGGCUUGUGGAAUGAAAGAUUUGGACAUAAACCAAGUGCCGUCAGGAGGAGGAGAAGAGGACUGGAACACAACGGCGAGCAUGGAAGACGAAGAAGAAAGCAGCAAUGGAGGUCCUCCGAGGAAGAAGCUCCGUCUCUCCAAAGAACAAUCUCGUCUUCUUGAAGAAAGUUUCAGACAAAACCAUACAUUAAACCCCAAACAGAAGGAAGCAUUGGCUAUGCAGUUGAAGCUGAGGCCACGGCAAGUUGAGGUGUGGUUUCAAAACCGUAGGGCCAGGAGCAAGCUGAAGCAGACAGAAAUGGAAUGCGAAUACUUGAAGAGAUGGUUCGGUUCAUUGACAGAACAAAAUAGGAGGCUACAGAGGGAAGUGGAGGAGCUCCGGGCGAUGAAGGUGGGGCCGCCGACGGUGAUAUCACCGCAUAGUUGUGAGCCACUUCCGGCAUCCACUCUCUCAAUGUGUCCCCGGUGUGAGCGCGUGACAACCACGGCUGCCGACAAAGGCCCCAACAAAAUAAACGCCGCCUCCUCCACUGCUGCCACCAUGUCCCCAAAAGUGGGGACGGCCGCCCUCCAAUCACGGUAGAAGAAAGAAAUCAAGAAAGAAAGAAUGUUUAGAGAAUGUUAAUAGUAGUUUAAUUAAUUAAUUAAAUUAAUUAAUUACAAAAUUAAUGUGAAAUGCAAUUGUGCAUGCAUGCA